Messenger RNA from Echinostoma caproni, 177 nucleotides. The record is from the annotation of a GenBank genome assembly. Lineage: Eukaryota; Metazoa; Platyhelminthes; Trematoda; Plagiorchiida; Echinostomatidae.
AAAAGCGAUUCCAAUGUGGAGGAGAUAUUGGAACGGGUUUCGGAGAAAGAAAUUCAUGAACUGCAGGCACAGGAGCUAGCCUCUCGGAAAGCGUUGGCGAAGAAGCGGGCUCAGUUGUUUGCUGAACGUGGUCUGGGCAUGCCGGAUUUAUCCGAUCUUAUGUUAGAUGACUGUUAG